CGCUCUCCACUCCGCGGCGGUGCGGGGCAGAGUGCGGGACGGGAGUGGAAGAGCGGAUUCGGAGAGCAUAGCGACGACGUUGACCGCCGUGCCGUCGCGUCUCGACGCAGCGUGACCGCGCGUGUGCAAGGGGAUGAAAAUGUGCUGGGAAGGUGGAGGCGGCGGCGGGGGAGGCCCCGGCGGCCUCCUGCUCGCCGUCCUCGUGCUGGUCGCCCUGGCGGCCGAGGUCCACGCCGAGGUCCUCACGCCGCCCUACUUCAACCUGGCCGAGAGACGGCGCGUCACGGCCACCGCCACUUGCGGCGAGGGCACGCAGGGCCCCGAGCUGUACUGCAAGCUCGUGGGGGCCAACGCCGACAAGGAUGCCAACAUGGAAAUCAUCCAGGGCCAGGUGUGUGACUUUUGUGACCCCUCCGAGCCGGAGAAGAGACACCCGGCUGAGUACGCCGUCGACGGGGCAGAAACAUGGUGGCAGAGUCCGCCUCUGUCCAGAGGCAUGAAGUACAACGAAGUUACACUCACCAUCGAUCUUGGGCAGACAUUUCAUGUUGCGUACGUUUUUAUCAAAAUGGCUAAUUCUCCUCGCCCUGCAAUUUGGGUUCUUGAACGUUCCACUGACAACGGCAAGACUUACAAACCAUGGCAGUACUUUGCUGACUCCCCCAGUGAAUGUGAACAAUGGUUUGGCCCAGAAACAUUACUGCCCAUCACUAGAGAUGAUCAAGUAUACUGUGAGAUUGAAUACUCAAAGAUUGUGCCUCUUGAGGGUGGAGAGAUAGUUGUUUCUUUUCUGAACAAACGUCCAUCAGCAAACGACUUUUUCAAUUCUACCAUUCUGCAAGAAUUUACUCGAGCAACAAAUAUUCGAUUGAGAUUUUUAAGAACAAAGAACUUGCUGGGACAUCUAAUGUCUGUUGCAAGACAAGAUCCGACAGUGACUCGCAGAUAUUUCUAUUCAAUUAAAGACAUCAGUAUUGGAGGACGCUGUGUGUGUAAUGGACAUGCCGAGAAUUGUGCUAAUCCUGAUCCAAAUGAUCAGUACAAACUACUGUGCAGCUGUAAACAUAACACUUGUGGUACUAAUUGUGAAAUGUGCUGUCCUGGAUUUGAACAAAAGCGUUGGCGGCAAUCCAAACGCUAUGAACUGUUUCAGUGUGAACCUUGCAACUGUCAUGGACAUUCAGACAAAUGUAUUUAUGAUGAGGAGGUAGAUGAGAAAAAACUUUCAAUUGAUAUCCAUGGGAAUUAUGAAGGAGGAGGAGUUUGUCAAAGUUGUAGGCAUAACACAGAGGGUGUAAACUGUAACCGGUGCAAAGCCAAGUAUUAUCGUCCGUAUGGUAAACCAUUGAAUGCAACAGAUGUUUGUCAACCUUGUCAAUGUGACGACCCUCGUUUCACUGGGAACUGUGCUGAGGGCUCUGGACAAUGUGAAUGUAAACAAAACUUUACUGCACCUUACUGUGACAGCUGUAACUUUGGAUAUUAUGGCUAUCCAGAGUGCAAACAGUGCGAAUGUUUUAUUAAUGGAACCAGAGGAAACAUGUGUGAGGCUGUUGGAGGGCAAUGCCAAUGUAAACAAGCAUAUGGGGGUAGAUUCUGUAGAGAAUGUGCUCAAGAAUAUUUUGGCUAUCCCAACUGUACUGCUUGCGAUUGUAAUCGCAUUGGAUCUCAAUCAAGUGUUUGCCAAACUGAAACUGGAAAAUGUCCUUGCCGGAGCAAUUUUGGUGGGCGACAAUGUGAUCAAUGUGCUGAUGGAUACCACACUUACCCUGAUUGUAUCUUUUGCAAAUGUGACACUAGUGGAACAUUACCUGAAGUCUGUGACAAAGGGAAUGGAAAGUGCCUGUGUAAAGAAGGUUACGAUGGAGAAAGGUGUGAUCGCUGUAAGCCUGGAUAUCAUGGCUACCCGAACUGUCGUCCUUGUAAUUGCAGUGAAGUAGGAAGCUCUUCCUCCAUUUGUGAUGCCAGUGGAAAGUGUCCUUGUCUUGCAAACUUUGCUGGACGCUCAUGUGAUCAGUGUCGAUCUGGAUUCUACAGAUUCCCUGAAUGUUUAGCCUGUUUCUGUGACUCACAUGGUUCUGUUGGUGUUAGCUGUGAUGCAAAUGGGCAUUGUCAGUGUAAGGAAAAUUUUGAGGGGGCUCGCUGUGAUCAGUGCAAAGAAGGACUCUACAAUUUCCCAAUUUGUGAAGAGUGCAAUUGCAAUCCAUAUGGUACAAUAUCCACUUUUGGCGGCUGCGGUACCCUACCAGCAGGGGAAUUGUGCAAGUGUAAAUCUAGAGUAGAGGGUCGUGUGUGUAAUGAGUGCAAGCCUACAUAUUGGAAUUUACAACCUUAUCAUCGUGACGGAUGUGAAGAAUGUGAUUGUCACAUUCCUGGUGUGAUGGGUGGAAUCAAUGUGUGCAACACUCAGUCUGGGCAGUGCCUUUGUAAACCCUCUGUAGGAUCUCGACGUUGUGAAGCAUGCAAAGAUGGAUCUUAUAAUCUCUCAGAUGACAACUUGUUUGGAUGCACUGAUUGUGGUUGUGAUAUUGGAGGAUCUGUGGAUGGUAUUUGUAACAAGUCCACUGGGCAGUGUAUAUGCCACCCAAGAAUACAGGGUCGUACCUGUAAUGAGCCGAUUCUACAUCAUUACUUUCCGACCUUGCACCAUUUGCAAUACGAAGCAGAAGAUGGCUUGACGCCUCAAGGGGAAAGAGUGCGCUAUAGAUGGGAUGAAAAUGAAUUUGCUAACUACUCAUGGAAAGGAUAUGCAUUCUUUACAGUGCCUCAAAAUGAAAUUAACUAUAAUGUGAAAAUUGAAAAGCCCUCACUGUAUCGAAUGGUGCUCCGUUACAUAAAUCCAGGAACUGAGGCAGAAGUAGCUCACAUAGCGAUUAUUCCUGAGAGUCAAAUUGAACCACAGCAGUCUUUCCAAGUUCUCCUGAUGCCUACCAAUGGUACACCUGCUUUCACAACAGUGGCUGAUAAGACUAACAAAAUUCCAUCUCCACUUGUUAUGGAUCCUGGAAACUGGAUAAUUAAUAUUAAGUACAGUGGUGCUCGACCUCUUUUAUUGGAUUACUUCUCUCUGCUACCAGCUUCUUACUAUGAGGCAGGAAUUCUUGUGAAGACAGUUUCUGAACCUUGCACAAUUGGCAAUCAAACUGUGUGCCAACAGUAUCAUUAUCCUAAAAUGGGCGGGUGUGACAUAGUACGAGGUGAAACAGCACUUAUUGAUGAUCAGGGAAACAGACAACCGAUACGAGAAAUAUAUGAAAAUGAUCAGCAUGUUCAAGCUGUUGGCCUUAACAGUAAACCAGCUAUGCUUUCUCCAACUCAACCCGAGCUACACUUUGACCUUACAAUAUCGGAACCUGGGAAACAUAUACUUGUCAUAAGUUAUGUGACUCCUCCUGACGCAAAUACAAGCACAAAUGUUGUUCUGAUGGUUGAUGAUGAACAAGCACCUCAGUUAGGAAGGGCAGUCCUACAUCCCUGCUCAUUCACAGCAGCUUGUAGGCAAGCUGUCAUUGAUGAUCGCAGAGUAGUUUCUCCCUUCCGGCUUGAUAAAAACUAUGUGAAACUUACAUUAAAGGCUGAAGGACCAGCGAAUGCUGCUAUUGACUGUGUUGUUGCUGUGCCACUUGAAGACUGGUCGUUAGAUUACAUUCAACCUAAACCACUGUGUGUUAGGAAAGAUGGACAGUGUGUUGGGGCUAACUUCCCAACCCCUCCAGAUUCUAAAAGGAUUGAACCAGAAAGUGAUAAUGAUGUAUCCACAGUGAAACCACCAAUGAUAUCUGACAACACUAGCACAUUGAUUUACCUUGACUAUAACAAUCCUACAGUGGAUGCUGAAGGCAAAGUUCCAGGCCCUGGGCAAUAUGUGUUUGUUGUUCACUAUUAUCAACCAGAUCAUCCAGGUUUUGCUCUUGAUACAGUUAUACAAAAUGAAAAUAUUGUCCAAAAUGGUCAGUAUCAUGAAGGAAAACUGCCAAUUCGUCACUGUCCCUCAAAUUCUGGAUGUCGCUCAGUGAUUCAGCAAUCAAAUGGCAGCAAUCGAACCUUGCUAUCGGAUUCUUUCAUUGUUACUUUAAAACAACAACCAACACGGUUUGGAGUGUGGAUUGACUAUAUCUUAGUCAUUCCUGCAGAACAAUUUACUCCCAGUAUUCUUGAACAGGAUGACUUGGACCAAACUGGAGUUUUUCUAAAUCAAUGUGGACAGAAUCAUUUCUACAUAGAUCCAAAAACUAAAGGAUUUUGUAGAGAAGCUGUGUUUUCUCUGACUUCAGCCUACAACAGUGGGGCUCUGAAAUGCAACUGUGAUUAUCUUGGCUCAACUGAUUUUGAGUGUGCAAAGUUUGGGGGCCAGUGCCCUUGCAAAGCCAAUGUUAUUGGUCGACGGUGUACAGAAUGUAGAAAUGGUUACUAUGGGUUCCCUGAUUGCAAGCCCUGUGACUGCCCAGCAACUGCUAUCUGUGAAGAGAAAACCGGUAAAUGUGAGUGUGCUCCAAAAAUAAGAGGUGAAAAAUGUGAUCAAUGCGAGGAAAAUACUUUUGCAUUGGAUCCCUACUUUGGCUGUGAAGACUGUAAUUGCUCUCCUCAGGGCGUUGUUGAUAACAAUCUCCAAUGUGAUUUAAAUAAUGGAAGCUGUUCAUGCAAGCCAAAUAUAGUAGGACGACAUUGCGAUAAAUGUUUGGAGGGGUAUUGGCUAUUUCCUCAAUGUCAAAUUUGUGACUGUGAUCUUCGAGGUUGCAGAGAAGAAAUAUGUGAUCAGGUUACUGCACAGUGCUACUGCAAAAGUAAUGUUAACGGUGAAGCAUGUGAUGUAUGUGUUGAUGGAACUUUUGACAUUCAAGCAAGCAAUGUUCUGGGUUGUACAAAGUGUUUCUGUUUUGGAAAAACUACUCGGUGUGAUAGUGCUACACUUUUCCGUGCUGAGAUUCAAAGCAUGGAAAAUUGGGUAUUGUCUACAAUUACUUAUCAACCAACUGUCAUUGUCACACCAAUGAGUUUUCGACCAGAACAUGGGGAUGGUGGUGUAGUUGCUGACUUGACUGAUGCUGAAGCUGUUGAUAAAGUAGUCUUUUUCAAGGCCCCUCAAAUUUUUUAUGGCAAUAUGCUGACAGCAUAUGGUGGAAAUCUCAACUACACACUAUUCUACACAACAGGACCUUUUGGUGGAGCUAUUGGAGCACCUGACAUAAUUUUACAUGGAUCAGCAACCAACCAGUAUCUUCUUCACUUUAGUUUGGAACAACCUGCAUCUUCUUUAAAAUAUAAUGGCAGUGUGCAAAUAAUUGAAAGCAAUUUUGUCUUAAGCAAUGGAUUGCCUGUGUCUCGGGAGACACUUAUGCAAACCCUACAGACUUUAGAUGAAAUUUAUAUUCGAGCUACUUACAUGCAGCAGAGUGUUACAUCACGCCUCUUGAAUGUAAGCUUGGAUACUGCCCAAGAGCAACACAAUACAAAUGGUAUUGCCCAUGCUGUGGAGGAGUGUAUUUGUCCUCCUGGUUACAAGGGACUUUCUUGUGAAGACUGUGCUUCAGGUUAUUAUAGGUCUCAGACUGGACCUUAUGGAGGCUAUUGUGUUCCCUGCCAGUGCAAUGGACAUUCUGAUGUUUGUGACCCAGUUACUGGAAUUUGCAUGGAAUGUCAACAUUUCACGACUGGUGAUCACUGUGAGGAGUGUGAAUCUGGCUAUCAUGGUGAUGCCAGUGUAGGUACACCUCAUGACUGUCUGAUAUGCGCAUGUCCUUUGCCAUACCCAUCAAAUAACUUUGCUAGUAGCUGCUAUGUUAGCCCUGAUGGGGACAGUAUCAGCUGUGAUUGUAAGGAAGGAUACUUUGGAGCUCAAUGCCAGUCAUGUGCAGCAGGUUAUUAUGGAAAACCGAGAGUCCAAGGUGAUUACUGUAAACCAUGUGUAUGCAAUAACAACAUUGACCCAUCCAAUGCAAAUUCAUGUGACUCAGUGAGUGGAGAAUGCAUGACUUGUCUUAACAAUACCUUUGGAGAAAGUUGUCAGUACUGUGCACCAGGGUUUUAUGGAGAUGCUAUAAUUCGCAAAGAUUGUCAGAGUUGUAUUUGUGAUGCAUGUGGUACAGCACAGUGUAACAACUAUACUGGUAUAUGUGAGUGUAAACCAAAUGUAGCUGGAGAAAAAUGUGACACAUGUGCCCCUGACCACUAUGGUUUCAACAACUGUAAGGGCUGCUCACCAUGUGAUUGUGGUUUGGCAUCUGAUAGCACACAAUGUGAUGAUGUGACUGGACAAUGUCGGUGCAAACCGGGGGUCACUGGGAGGACCUGUGAUAAAUGCAAGCCUGGAUACUGGAACUAUGGUCCUGAAGGAUGUGUCUCUUGCGGCUGUAACCAAGAAUAUUCUGUUGGUUUUGGUUGCAACGCAGCAACAGGCCAGUGUGAAUGUUUACCUGGUGUGAUUGGAGAGAAGUGUGACCACUGUCCCUACCGAUGGGUAUUAAAAGAUGAUGAAGGCUGUUUUGAAUGUGAUGCAUGUACACAUGGACUUCUAAAUGUUACUGAUGAACUAGCAGCAACAAUUGAUCCACAAAGAGCUGACUUUGAGUCAGCCGCUGCCAGCCAUUUCACCCAGAAGCGUCUUGAAUACAUCAAUGACACAGCGUUGGACAUGGCUCCAACAGUCAAGAACCUUACACGUGUUGAUUUUGUACCAAUAGCAAAAGCAGUGCAAGACCUCACUAGAGAUACUGAACAACACAGUCGUAACGGUGCUUACAAACUUGAAACUGCAGAGCAGACAGCUCCAACUGGUGCUGCAGUUCACCAAGCUUUACUCAAUCUAGAGAAAUCUAUGGUUGUUGCCUCAGACAAUGCAGAAGCCACCGUGCAAGAAAUCAACAAUAUUACUUUUAGUUUAGAAGCUGGAUCAGGUCCCCAAACUGAGUAUUCAAUUCGUCUUGGUGAAAAACUGUUGAAAGAAAUGGAGGAACAAGAUUUCUCUGAUCCUGAGAAGGAAGCAGAUCGAGUUUUGGAAAAGGCGGAACAAAUAAAGGAAAAUAUGGCCAAAUUUGCAGAACCAGUUACCAACCACUCCCACCUUUUACUUGAGUUACAGAAGCAAUUGAAUGAAUUUAAUGACAAAUUAGAAAAUCUUAGGAAUAAUUCAGACUCAACAGUGAAGCUGACAACUGAAACAAAAAUUAUCAAUGAAAAGAACAAGAAUGCUCAGGUGAAGAAUAAAGUUAAUGCAGUGAAUCAAUUGGCUGAAUCUGCCCAAAAUAUUCUAAAUGAUGCAAAGGAAUUACUUACCAAAACUGCCAAAUUGAUAAUUGAUGCAAAAAAAGAUUUCUCUGAUAUUGAACUUGCAGCUACACGAGUAGUGGAGAUCAAAAAUAGUUUAAAUGAUUCCAUUAAUGAACAAAAGGUGAAACUAAGUGAGUUAGAAGAUGUGUAUGAAGGAGCAGAUGUACAUGCAGCUGUCCUAGCAAACAGGGCUGCAGAACUGGAAAAACAACUUUCGCCAACUCGAGAUCAAUCACAGUUUGCCCUUACUGCUGCCAAUGCAUAUCUUGAUAUUGUGAAUGCUCUUCAGGAAGCUCUGAAAACAGCUGAAGAAGCUUCUGAAGCAGCACAAAAUGCAUCAGAUAUGUUGACAGGACUUGGUGAUAAGACGUCUGUUUCACAAAAACGUUCAAUGGAACUUCUUCAAAAUGCUCAUAGCAGACUAGAGGAAGCCCAAGUUACUUUGUCACCUAAACUAAAGAUGGCAAUAAGUAAUGUGAUGUUUGUACAAGAUUUGACAAGCUCUGGACAGAAGGGCAUUGAUGAUAUUGAGAAGAUCCUAACAAAGAUGCCAACUCUAUCAUUAAUUGAUCCUGUGAACAAGGCUGGCGAAGAAUCGGCAAGAGCUCAGGAAUCAGUCCAGGAUGCUGUAUCAGGUAUCAGUGAUAUUCUGACAACGCUUCCUGAUCAAUCUAAAAUGGCCAAACAAGUUCCAAAGGAUGUUGAUGAUUCUCGUGAGGCAAUAAGUCAGGCAGACAACCAGCUAAGAAGCCUACGUAUGGUGAAGACUUUCAAUGAUGCCAUUGACGAUGUUAAAAGUAGACAAGAAGCUUUCAAUGCAAGUGCUGUUGGAGCAAGAAGCUCGAUUGAGGAACUGAAACAAAAAGUAGCUGAAGCACGGGAAAAUGUUAACAGGAUUAGAGUGGGUGUACGAUUCCAUCGAGACACAACACUACAGUUGCGAAAUCCUGAAAGUCUAUCUCAACAAACAACAUCUUCCCGAAUAUCAGUGUAUUUCAGAACAAGUCAACCGAAUGGUUUAAUAUUAUACCUUGGCAAUGAGAAAGAUUCUAGUAGAAAAGUAAGGAGUCUGAAAUCGAGAAGGACAAAAACUGAUGACUACAUUGCAUUGGUUGUUGAAAAUAGCUACCCUGUGCUUACCGUUGAUCUUGGAUCAGGACCUACUCGUAUUAUUGUCACCAAGAUUGUUGAUGAUGGAGUGUGGUAUCAAGCUAUCAUUGAAAGAAUUGGAAAGAGUGCUCGUCUAACUAUCCGAGAGGAAGGAAUUAAUAAAGAGGAUGUGUUGUAUUACAAAGAAGACAUUAUCAGUGGAACCAACUCAAUCCUAAAUCUAGAUCCUGAGAAUUCCAAGCUUUUUGUGGGAGGCUUCCUUAAUUUCAGAAUACAAGAUGACAUCAUAGCAUCCUCAUUUGAUGGUGAAAUGGAAGAACUUGUAAUUGGUGAUACUCCUGUUUCUCUGUGGAGCUUUGUCAGUGGAUCUCUCAAUCGAAAUUUAACUGGGGCCUAUGAAAGAAAUAAGCUGGUCAGUAGUCUCACAUCAAACGCUGGCUACCGUUUCAAUGGGUCUGGCUAUGUAGUUUUAGAUGGAAAACCAUACCUCCAAAAGGAACGAUCUGCAGUUCAAUUUAGGUUCAAAACAAAGAUGCGCAAUGGACUAUUAUUCCUUAUUGGAAAUGAAAAACAAUUCUUCUCUGUCGAAUUACGCGAUGGUCGUAUUCUCUAUCAGUUUGAUCUAGGAGAUGGUCCAGUGAGAAUGCUAUCACCUGAAGGUGUAAAAUAUAAUGAUGACGAAUGGCAUCUUGUGGAAGCAGCACGAGACCGUAAAGUUGGUCUUCUGAAGAUUCAUGGGGAAGAAUCAGCUAGGGCCAAUUCUGGUGGUUUCAUUGAUGAACUAACACCCACAAAUGAAGUCUACUUUGGGGGCUAUCCUGAUUCACACUCCUACAGAGAUGUCACCAACUUAGACUUCGAUGGCUGCAUAGAUAAUGUUCAGAUUGAUAGUGGUACCAUCGAUCUAAGUAAAAAUGUGAAAGCCACUGGAGUGUCACCGGGGUGUCCCCCGAAGUUUGUUGGACAAAUUUCGUUUAGUGAGAAAGCCCCAGGAUAUCUACGAUGGUCAAAGGUCGAUGCUGCUGAUGAAAUUCAAUUGAACCUUCGAUUUAAAACUUCCUCUACUCCUGGACUAAUAGCCUACAUAACUGAUGAGGAUCAGACAUCUACUCUUUCUCUAUCCAUGGUGGAGGGUAUUCUUGUCUUGCGGUCAAAGAAUGCUGAAGUGACAACUCAUCCAACUAAAUAUAAUGAUGGAGAGUGGCAUGUUGUUACUGCUACUUAUGACCGCAAUGGUCUUCAAUUGGAUGUUGAUGACUUUGAAAUGUUCAAGACACCUAACACAGGCUCUCCUCUACAAAUUCAGGAUGGCAAUCUUUUCUUUGGUGGCAUACCAAAAGACUACAUUUUGUCACCAGGAGCUAGUGCCUCAGCUAACUCUUUUGUUGGUUGUCUUGCUGAUGCUACAGUUGGACGAACUCUAAUCAACUUUGCAAAUGUUACGGAUAGGCGUAAUGUGAGUCUCAACAAGUGUCCUAUUGGAUCAGACCCAGUUGAUUACCCUGCUCCUUCCCCUGAAGAAGAUGUAAUCACCAGAGAGGGGGAUGAUCAAGAUGGUGAUGAUGAUAAUAUCCCAGUGACUACUUCAACUGCACCGACACCCAUCACCCCACCAACUCCAGCCCCAACACCAGCAGGACAGUGUGUUCUCCCAUUCAGUCCUGCAAAUGAUCCAGAUGUGAGGGAGGACAGUGGCGUUCGUUUUGGAAGUAAACCAUACAGUCGAUAUGAGUUUUCAGCUCUGCCCAAGCCACUUAAACAAAAGUAUGAACUCUCAUUUGAUUUCAAAACAGAAAAGCCUAACGGCACAAUAUUCUUUGUCACUGACAAGAAUAUUGUUGAUCACAUUGCUCUUUAUCUGGUUAAUGGCAAGGUGCACUACAGCUUUAACUGUGGUUCUGGAGCUGCCUUGCUUGUUAGUAAGGAUGCCUAUAAUGACAAUGAAUGGCAUACUGUCUUGUUUGCUCGCCAUGGAGUAAAUGGCACUCUGUCAAUUGAUGAAGUUAUUGUUGCCACUGGAUCUUCUGUAGGCCUCACAAAGACAUUAAAUGUUGAACCUCCUUUCCUUUUGGGAAGCUUAUCAGAAUCUUUACCUGCACUUCUGAAAGAUCAUAACUCACUUAGUGUUCUAAAUGUCAUUCCUGGGUUUGUAGGCUGUUUACGUUACUUUAAAAUGAACAAGAAACCUGUUGUUCAGAAUCGAACCGUGACUGAAGGAGUCUUGCCAUGUUCUGAUAAGGUAGAGAAAGGUUUCUUUAUCGGACCUGAGGGUGGUUAUAUCAAAGCUUUUGACAAAUUUAGGGUAGGUUUUGAUAUAGAUUUGUCUAUAGAAGUCAAACCUAGGUACACUUCAGGAAUUUUAGUUUCUGUGCAUAGUAACAAAGACUAUUUGAUUUUGCAAUUGGUAAAUGGAACUGUUAAAUUCACUGUUGACAAUGGUGAAGGACCAAUUACAGUAGAAUACAAACCUGUCCAGCCACAAGAUGUGUGUAAUGGUGAUUGGCUAAGAAUUCAAGCUGUCAAGUCAAAGGCGAUUCUGACACUCGGAGUCAAUGACUUCUUUGUUGAGCCAUUUGUUGGAAAACAAGGAAGUGCUGCCACUGACACCCGCCACCCUUUGUUUAUUGGUGGCCAUCCAAAUCCCAAGGGGCUGCCUGGCAUUGAGACCACUGAACAAUUUGUUGGGUGUGUUCGAAAUGUGGCUAUUUUAAGAGAUAACAAGAAUAUGAUUGUGAGUUUGACUGCUGCAAAAACCAGUGGUAGCGUGAUCAGCAAUGUAUGCCCUACUAUUUAAAAUAUUUUUGCUCAGUUAGAAAAUCAAAUCAAUUCUGAGCAAAUUUUUAAUUUAUUAUUGUACUUUCCAUAAAAUAAAUACCUGUCUGGCUUUUCAUUUGCUGAUGUUGGACAAUUCUAAGUAGUACAAUAUUAGUGUAUGGUUUAUUUAUUUUAUUAGCCUUUUUACUUCUUGGUCUAUGUUGAGUGUACAAUGGCAUGAGCAAAAUAAGUGAUAUCAGUAAGUGUAAAGGAGCAGCUUCUUCAUCUGGAAAUAAAUCAUCUUCUCAAGCUUUCUAGAAAGAGUGAAAGACCAUCCAGAAAAUAAAAUAAAAAUGGGAAGGAUGGCAGUGGAGAAACUUGAGAACAAUUAUGUUCUCUGCUUAAAGUUUUCAAAUUCAUGUGAUAACUUUGUUAAUUGUAGGAGCCAUCUGCAUGUAAACAAGCUUUGAAAUAAGGAAUGUUUUCUAUAUGCAACAGAGGAUUUCGUAAAGCAAUGACUGAACUUUUUAUAUUUCAUUUCAAAGCUUGUGUAGACUAGUGUGGAAGUUCAGUUUUUGUAUGUGAGUUUGUAUCAGCUGAAUGAGAGUUUUGUAAGUAUUGUAAAGUGUGUAUGUUGGUCAGUGUGUGGAAGAUUGUGCCUAAGUGUGUGUGUGUGUGUGUGUGUGUGUGUCUGUGUAUGAGUGUGGGGUAAUUGUUUAGUGUUGAUGUAAGUAUCUUUGUGUGUUUAUUUCUGUCUGUUAGUGUAAGUUGACUGACAGUUAGAUUUCUUAAGAUAUGAUGUGAGAGCACGGUCCUAUAGGGUAAAAAUUGAAUAAAACAACUGUGUAAAGAUUUUGCUAGAGCAGACAUGUAUUUUAAUUUUGUUUGUGAUUCAUUUAUCAUUUUCAUGUACAAAAAAAAGUUAAACUGUAUAGGGUACAUAAAUUAUAAUAAAUUUAUGAUAAAAUAUGCCACAGACAUUAGAAUGAUACAGUAUUUCUUAAUUAUACUUUCAAUCUAAAGAGUAAAAAACUUUGCAGGUGAUAUAUAUGACAGAGGUGUUUCAAGAAAUCAUUGCACAGUAACCACUUUUAACCACAGUUGUCUGCCUGAAUCUGUAAAUAAAUGUACAGUAGAAAUUAUGAGCUCUGUUAAUUUACGCCCAAUUUGAUUAAAUAAAUGAUUGAUUGUUACAUAA
Messenger RNA from Frankliniella occidentalis (western flower thrips), 12328 nucleotides. RefSeq names its product laminin subunit alpha (gene LanA). NCBI's taxonomy places the organism in Eukaryota, Metazoa, Arthropoda, Insecta, Thysanoptera, Thripidae. Gene Ontology annotation, molecular function: signaling receptor binding. Gene Ontology annotation, biological process: cell adhesion; regulation of cell migration; regulation of embryonic development. The record is from RefSeq and is a predicted model, not a curated record. The coding region runs from base 134 to 11170 and encodes 3678 amino acids. The transcript has 56 exons.